AACAAAACAAAACAAAAACACAACUUUUACAAUUUCUAAGCGUUUUCAAGAAAUUAUUUUUUGAAACAAUGUGGACCUUCCUGGGAGUCGCGACUUUCACAUAUCUUUACAAAAAGUCCAACAUGCUGAUGAGCUUGGCUCAGAAGGAGCUGGUCCUGAUAGCAGCGUUGUUUCUCACAGCCGGACUCCUGAUCUCAUAUCUCAGAUUCGUUCAUGGUCAGAAACUCUCAGUCUCUCAGAUUGUUCACCUACCUUUGAGCGCCUUGACAUUUGUGCCUCUUGUCAGCCACCUGGUCCCUCAAACUGUGGCUCAGAUCAGCAAGAAAGCAGAGAAGAACACUGUGAAGAGUAAGAGAACAAGAAGAAGAGCUGAGGCAGAGUCCUCUACCUCGGGUCGUGCUUCACUCUGUGGCUGCUCUGAGGCCCCGGAGCCAGAUGUGGUGAUAGUUGGGGCCGGGGUCCUGGGCUCAGCCAUGGCAGCUGUCCUGGCCAGAGACGGGAGGAGGGUGACGGUGGUGGAGAGGGACCUGAAGGAGCCUGACAGGAUCGUGGGGGAGCUGCUCCAGCCGGGGGGAUUCAGAGCCCUCAGAGAACUGAGACUGGAAGCUUCAGUGGAAGGUCUGGACGCCCAUCAGGUGAACGGCUACGUGAUCCAUGACAUGGAGAGCCACUCAGAGGUGGAGAUCCCUUACCCUCAGGAAAAGGGAAGUGUUCAGUGCGGACGAGCUUUCCAUCAUGGCCGAUUUAUAAUGGGGCUGAGGAGAGCUGCCAUGGCUGAGCCAAAUGUCAAAUUCCUAGAAGGCACCGUGACCAGUCUGCUGGAGGAGGACGGCUGUGUAACUGGAGUCCAGUACAAAGAUAAAGAAACUGGAGACAUCAAGGAUAUCCACGCCGGGCUGACAGUGGUGGCUGACGGCUGCUUCUCCAAAUUCAGAAAGAGCCUGGUGUCUGGGAAAGCUCGCAUCUCCUCUCACUUUGUCGGAUGCCUCAUGAAGGACUGUCCCCAGUUCAAGGCCAACCAUGCCGAGCUGGUGCUGGCCAAUCCCAGCCCGGUCCUCAUCUAUCAGAUCUCCUCCUCUCACACCAGGGUGCUGGUGGACAUCAGAGGGGAGAUGCCUCGGGACCUUCCACGGUACAUGGCUGAGAAUAUUCACCCUCAGCUGCCAGAGCAUUUAAAGGAGCCUUUCAUGGAGGCGCUGCAGAACGAUCGCCUCAGGUCCAUGCCUGCCAGCUUCCUCCCUCCUUCCCCCGUCAACAAGCCAGGUGUGCUCCUCCUGGGCGACGCCUACAACAUGAGGCAUCCUCUGACGGGGGGAGGGAUGAGCGUUGCCCUUAACGACGUGUGCAUCUGGAGGAGACUGCUCAGGCGCAUUCCAGAUCUGGACGACGAAGCGGCUUUAUCCCAGGCAAAGAAAAAAUUCCACUGGGAACGCAAGUCAUCACAUUCUUUUGUGGUGAAUGUGUUGGCCCAGGCUCUGUACGAGCUGUUUUCAGCCACUGACGAUUCUCUUCAUGAGCUGAGAAAGGCCUGCUUCCAGUACUUUAAACUGGGUGGACAGUGCAUCGCUGGACCCAUUGGACUCCUCUCAGUCCUAUCACCUAAACCCAUGACCCUUAUUGGACACUUCUUUGCCGUGGCGCUGUACGCGAUCUACUUCAACUUCAAGUCGGAAUCCUGGAGCACCAAACCCCGAGCUCUGUUCAAGAGCGCCGCCAUCCUGUACCGGGCCUGCACCGUCAUGUUCCCACUCAUCUACUCUGAGCUCAAGUACCUGGUCUACUAGAGAGCACAACAUGGGGACAGAAGGACCAAGAGGAGGCGUGUAGCCCCCCCACCCCCCCUAGUUCGUGCCUUAGUUCUGGCGACUACCACGUCGGUAACAUAUGUACUCUGGAAGCGGCCUUUUCCAGCUGCCUCGCUAACAGGCCUGCUUGACGGCAGGCGUUUUGACUCUAAACCACUACAGCGGAACGUCCUCCUUAAUCCCCCUCUUCUCGUCCUGCUCCUUCCCUCCUUCCCAGCAGGAGUGCCUUAACAGAGGCCUUCCUGUCAACACGGGGCCCUCUCUGCUGCAGGUUUUCUUCAGGACCUAGCUUCCAACCUGCCACUUUUUUUUGUAUAUUUUUGUGCUGCGCUUUUGUUGCAAUUUCUUUUGUAAUGUGGAUGAAAAGCUAAUUUUUAUAUUUUGAACUGAAAGCACAGAGACGGGGAGGCCAAACGAGGCUUUUCUGAUUAACUUUGUUUUUUUCCAAACAAAAUGUCUUUGUACUUUGAGUAGUUGUUGCUGAGCAAAAGGACCGAUAUUACUUUAAAAAGGAGCAAUAAGUGAUAUUUCAUCACUAGAUGGAGAUUGAACACUGUCUGUAGACCAAAACAAAACAAGACGUGUAUCAAGGCAACCCUCUCUCUACCUCGCUCCAGCACCCGUUUCCCCCUUCUCACCCAUCGGCUCGUAUGAUCAAAAGAUAAAUUCACAGCACAACAGCAUCACCUUUCAGAGGAACACGUCUAGUGAAGAAGUAGCUCAGAACUUUAUAACGCUGUUAGCGAGAGAAUGUUUUGAUCAGAUGGCCGUGCUCUCCGCCAUUUUGUGCCUGGCGCUGGUAUUUUAUAGUCAGGGAGUGGGUAAGCUCUGAGAGGCAGCUGUUCACGUGAACGGCCAGCCCGCCUACGUAAACAAGAGGCUGGAGAACAGCACAGAUGUCUGUGAUGUUUGACAAUUGUCGAUCUAAAAAGAUACCUUUAGUUCUUCACAAAACUCCCACUCUUGUUUAUUUCCAUCUACAAUAAUGACAUUUUGCUUAUUGUUCCUUUUAGUAAAAUAUUUGCUGUUCUCCAAGUUUCCGGUCUUUGUCUGGGUGGAUCUUUUUCUUUUUGGUAUAUAUAUAUUAACUUAACAGAACCAGGAUUAGGUCAGAUAAGGAUUACAGGACACAUUGACAUCAUCUGUAAUAAAUUCUUUUACUUUUAAAGGAUUGUUUUAUUUAUAAAAAUGCAAAGAAUCAAAAAGAAUCUACAUUACCUCUAAAG
This is a messenger RNA of Fundulus heteroclitus (mummichog), 3031 nucleotides long. It is a transcript of the gene sqlea, whose product is annotated as squalene epoxidase a. Gene Ontology annotation, cellular component: endoplasmic reticulum; membrane. NCBI's taxonomy places the organism in Eukaryota, Metazoa, Chordata, Actinopteri, Cyprinodontiformes, Fundulidae. Bases 69 to 1784 code for a protein of 571 amino acids. Gene Ontology annotation, biological process: cholesterol metabolic process; sterol biosynthetic process. Gene Ontology annotation, molecular function: flavin adenine dinucleotide binding; squalene monooxygenase activity. The record is from RefSeq and is a predicted model, not a curated record. The transcript has 11 exons.